AUGUGUUCAUCACGGUUCCCUAGCAAUGAUGAUUGGAAGAGGUACCCUCAAAAUCUUUGUCUCGGCUCACUCGAGUCGGAUGCGUCUCGCAACAAUACCAGGAUAAGCCGGCUUAGUAAAGAUCUGUUUGUCGCGAAUGACGAAUCCACAUUCGAGUUUAUAGCCAUCGAUACACCAAACAAUGGCAAGGCUUCAAGUUUCAUUGACCAAAGCUACACGUGGAGUCGCCUCCGCAUUAGUGAGGAACACUUUCGACGACUGUUCACACAAAUGGCUGUGCACCCUAACUUCCUAGAUGUGGUCCGCUUGUUUUGCGAAAAGACGGGCCCUGUGGAAGAAGGCUUCAGCUCGCUGUUCAUUCACAUGUCUGAGCGAGAUCAUUCCAGAGAUCUCUCAACGCCAGGCCGAGAUUGCAGCUAUUAUAUCGGAUAUAACAUCAAGUAUGUCGCAAAACACGGCCGACGCUAUCCAACGGACCCGUUCUCAAUCAGAGAAAUUGGUGUCUACCAGCACUUUUCAUCGUCAGAUCGACAGUGUCGGUGGGUAUUCUUGCAAGCUCCGGACCAGCUCAAAAAUCGAUUGAGGCAUAAUCUCGGGUGCUUUGAUAAUGACCUGCCUAUGAACCAGGUUUUACAGCACUCGAUGUUACUCCUGGAAGUGUCUGAAGAUUGGCGUGAAUAUCUGAUGUAUCUUGAGGAGGAGUUCUCCAGAAUAGUUGAUCGAGGCUUCUUCACUUACGUUAAAGAGCUUCAUACUGAAGGGGACGUGCAAGCCGACUUUUCAGAUCUUAGGAAGCUGCACAUCCUGACUGACAAGCUACUGAGACUAUGUCGCGGUGUAGGAACAGCGCAUAUGCAGAAGGAAUUGAAGGAUUGA
Didymella exigua CBS 183.55 is the source of this 876-nucleotide messenger RNA. RefSeq lists its product as uncharacterized. Bases 1 to 876 code for a protein of 291 amino acids. Lineage: Eukaryota; Fungi; Ascomycota; Dothideomycetes; Pleosporales; Didymellaceae. The transcript is spliced from 4 exons. The record is from RefSeq and is a predicted model, not a curated record.